This is a messenger RNA of Boleophthalmus pectinirostris (great blue-spotted mudskipper), 4690 nucleotides long. RefSeq names its product zinc finger protein ZXDC. Bases 350 to 3865 code for a protein of 1171 amino acids. NCBI's taxonomy places the organism in Eukaryota, Metazoa, Chordata, Actinopteri, Gobiiformes, Gobiidae. The record is from RefSeq and is a predicted model, not a curated record. Gene Ontology annotation, biological process: regulation of transcription by RNA polymerase II. Gene Ontology annotation, cellular component: nucleus. The transcript has 10 exons. Gene Ontology annotation, molecular function: transcription coregulator activity.
GCUGGUAUGUGACGCUCUCUGGUGGACACACGAGAAACUGCAGUUUUUCAGAAUCUUAACUGUCUUGUCAUGUAUGACAUUGUACAUUUGAUUGUAAUUAGACUGAUUAGACGCUGAUUGUUAAUUACUGUGACUGGAAAAUAAUUUCAUCCAUGUGUCAGGGCGUUAACCAUACAGUGACUAGUCUAUAGUUUUAGCAAAACAAAAAUAAUAAUUAAAAUCACAGAAGUCAGCGCAGUCGUUACACUUUUGUGAGCGCAUCCUGUUGGAAAUGUUCGGAACUGCACUGAUCGUGUUUUUUUCUUAGAGGGCGGGCCUUGCACGCUGCCGCUGCUACAGGGAUACCAAGAUGGAAAUUCAGGGGCUUUCAGAUGCCCAAAACAAUCAUUCUCAACAUGGCGCCCUGCGUGGAUCCACUCUGUCAACGCUCCCAACGACAUCGACCUCGAGAACAAAAUCUGUUUCUUCAGAAUAUGAAGUGGAUGGACAGCGUGAACACCAAAGUGACAACAACAACAAUACUAGGCCGAGAACAGCUGCGUUUCGGCCACAGGCGGAACAUGGCAGCGCGGUGGACUGCCCACCUGCAUGCCAGCCUGCGCCUCCAGAUAAAAACUGUUUGGCGAGUCAUAGAUGCCCCAACUCUAACAUUAGGAAACACCACGGGGCUCAUACGCAAAUUAACCCACAACACACAGCACAAACGUGGAGCUAUCAUGACGCUGGGACCGUCGGAGAGGGGAAAAUGGCGCUUCCUCGGUUGGAGGAAGAGGGCGGACAGGAAACGGUGCGCACCGCCACCGCCUCGGGUUUACAGUCACAACAUGAGGACACCCCGCACUCGACUUUGAACAGCCAGCUUGCUGUUGAGCACGGUACCGCGGCCUGUAAGGACCUCCAAAGGCUUUACGUGGUUUUGACUGUAACUCCACACAAUGGUAAGACCGAUGCUUCUAGCUCCGGGGCGGCUGUGGAGUCGGUGUCCGCAGUCUCUGUGGCAGGCAAAGGCAAAGAGUGCUUGAGCGACAACGCGCGGGUAAGCGCUUUCCUCGAAGUUGAAGACAACGUUAUGUUUUGUGAAUCCAAUGAGGACUUGAGCGUCCUUAAGAAUAACACGUUGGACAUGAACGACCAUAGUUUUUGUUUGCCAGAUGAUGGUUUCGAUACAAAACGAGCUGACGAUCAAAAAACUGCAGAAGAGGCCAUUUUUACGCACAGCUGCAAUGAUAAACUGGCUGGUAAUGCUUGUACACACAACGCUGUCAGUAAAGUUUCCGUAGACGAUUUGGACGAUGGCAGUGCCUUUGUUUCAGUAGGUUCGGACUUGAUGGAAACAUUGGAUAGUCCAGACAUAAUCGCAGAUGCGCAACAGAACCCUGUUAACCAACUUAACAUGUCCUCUGAUAGUGUCCCUGGCAAUGAAACCUUCUCUGGGACCAUCAUGAUCAACAACCAAAACAUUAUUGUGACAAUAGACAAUGGCUUCCUCACAUUCACCACUCCUCCAGAGGGAGGUGUUCACAAGGAAGAGGACUUGGUCAGUUUAAAAGAGCAACUUGGUAUGAAGGACUAUGAAGAUUUUGUUCUGCUUAAUUAUGAUGGUGGAGCAAAGACAAUUGGGAAGAUCAAUACACUGGCAACCCCCAGCUCCAGUGAAAUUAAGGACACAGAGCUGCCUCUGGUGGAUGACUGUUCAGCAUUGUACACUUUAACAGAGGCAGAUCUUAUCACUCCUUCCCCCAAAGCAGCUGUUCUAAAUACUGAAAAUGAGGAGGUUCACGGCCCCAUAAAGUCAAAGAAAGAGAUUAUUUCCCUCUUUACCUGCCCUGAACCUGGGUGUGCAUUCACUUUUGUUUCGAGACAGAAGCUCAAGGUUCACCAGUUAAACCACGCAGAGGACCCCAGACCAUUCCAGUGCACUGUGGAGGGCUGUGGUUGGGCUUUUGCUACCUCCUACAAACUCAAGCGGCACCUUCAGUCCCACGAUAAACAGCGGCCUUUUGAGUGUACGGUAGAGGGCUGUGACCGGCGGUUUACUACAGUUUAUAACCUCAAAGCUCACAUUAAAAACCACAAGCAGGACGAUGCCUUUGCCUGUGAUAUCUGCAGCGAAAGGUUCCGCAGUGCUACUCGGCUUGCUAGUCACCAGAGAGUUCACUUUGAACCUCAGAGGCCUCACAAAUGUGAUUUUCCAGGUUGUGAGAAGACAUUUAUGACCUUCAGUGCCCUGUUCUCCCACAAUCGUACUCACUUCAGAGAGUCUGGUCACUUCUCCUGCACAUUUCCUGGUUGUGACAAGACCUAUGACAAGGCCUGCCGCUUGAAGAUUCACCUUAGGAGUCACACUGGUGAAAGGCCAUUUGUCUGUGACUCUGAGGGCUGUGGCUGGUCUUUCACAAGCAUGUCCAAACUUCUUAGACACAAACGGAAACAUGAUGAUGACCGUCGCUUCGUUUGUACAGAAGAGGGGUGUGGAAAGUCUUUCACUCGGGCUGAGCACCUGAAGGGUCACAGCAUCACUCAUCUGGGAACCAAGCCUUUCCAGUGCCAUGCAGAAGGCUGUAACGCCAGAUUCUCAGCGCGCAGCAGUCUUUACAUCCACUCCAAGAAGCACAAGCAGGAUGCCAGCAGCCUGCGCAACCGCUGCCCUGUGGCUGACUGCACCAAACACUUCUCAUCACGCAGCAGCCUUAAGAGCCACAUGCUGAAGGGCCACCACAUAAGUCCUGAUGUGCUGAGUCAGAUGGAGAUGACUCCUGCUUUAACUCCUAGCAGCGAGUUGGUCAGCCCAUCUCCUGCUCUGGUAUCCGGGGGAGGCACUACAGUCGAUCAGCUGACUAAUCUGGACCUCAGCUCUCUGUUGUCCGGAGUGUCAGCUGGCACCGUCCCCACUGCAGGAAUUGGCGUGGGAAUACCAGUGAGUGGCACCUCUUCGUCUGGGAUGUUCACCAUGGACCUGUCCAUGGUCAGCUCUGGCAUCCUCACCAUUGACCCAUCUUCAGUGGGAUCUACCUUAAGUACUGGCACCCCCACAACACUGGCCAAAGCUGUAGACCCUCUACUGUUGGCAGCUGGGACAGAGGUGGGCUCUCAUGAGGCCCUGGAGCGGUCUGUGGAAGAGGUGCUCCCUCCACAGGGUACACUUAACCUGGAUGAUGUGCAGAGUGUGACGCCAGAGGCCCUGAGCUCCCUGAGUAGCCUUGGGAUACAGGGGGCUGGUGUGUCUGCUGACUCCCUGAGUGUUGAGACCACAGCGCCGGUGGUGGAGCUCCUAGCCUCUCCCCCCAAAGGCCCAGAGGAGAGUGGGCCUAGCUCAGGACAUCUGCUGAGCUGUGUGGAGGUGAUGGAGACACAGGAGGGGGAGAAGGUGCUCACCCAAUUUGUGUUCCCUGGUCCUGGAAGCAGCUUCAGUCCACAGAAGGACUCUGAACACACCACUGUGUCCCCCAGCAGCUUCCUGGAAACUGGAGGAUCUGCUCGAACAGACUAUAGAGCCAUUCAGCUGGCUAAGAAGAAGAAACAGCGAGGAUCAGUAUCUGUGAAAAGAGCAAAAAUAGUGAAGGCAGCUUCAGCACCACUGUCUGGGGCUCAUUACAGUGAAAGCACAACAUCUUCCACCAGAGCCCUGAGCCUGCGGGAUGCCACUCCCCAAUAUGUGCACAUUCAGCUCCUUCAGGAUGAUCCAGCGUCUGAUGGAGACCUUGCUUUCCAGCUGAGCUCUCAGCCUUCCAGUUCUCAUGCUCAGCUCACUGUGGAUCUGCCUGUCAAUAUUUUACAGGAGCCAUCAGGGAUGACGGAGGAGGACAAUAACUCUGAGAACUCCCAGUUCACUGGAAGCACCAUAAACCUCCAGGACCUGGAGUGAGUCUGACUUUGUCCAGUCACUCACCUAUCUCCUCUGAGGCCUUAAGGGGGCGCUGUUCAGCAGGGCAAAAAGUUGUUGCCACCAAAAUGCACCUUAUUCUAAUUAUUUUAAAAAAACACACAUUUUGUACCAAAUAUUCCUUUCAUUUUCAUCUUUAUAUAAAUGCAAUGUCUUGUUUACAUCAAGAAUUGAACCAGGUGUCCAAUGCACGAUUUUGCCGUCCUUCAAUAUAAGAGACUGAUCGUCAGAAAGUAUAAUUUGCAUUGUAUGUACAGAGGGAAUAAGAUAGAUUAGGAAAUGAAGCAUCAAGCAGUGUUUAAGUAAGUAAACAGUAAAAAAUACAAUUCAGGUUUUGAUAUCGUAUCACCAAUCAAAAUGGAACAAAUAAAGCACAGUCAUAUUUGUCCCUGUUCCUUCAUUAACUUCUCCAAUUGCAUACAAUGAUCCCCACAGUCAUGCUGGUUGCCCGAGGCUAUGUUACUACUCUGCGCUGAGACAAAUUUUGGUUGUAGAAGUGUUUGAUUGUGUGAACCAUUGUUGUGUGCAUGAGUGCUUGUGUACAAUUUUAGAAAAACUGGCACAAAUAUGUGCAAUGGACACCAGGCUGAACUGUCUGCAGUGCCACUUGUAUUGUACAAUCUGCCUUGAGAAGCAUCGUGUACAGCAACUCCUCAAAUCAAAGCAGCCUUAUGUUACUGUUGUGUAUGAUUCCAUAAUAAUGUACAUUUAUUUUUUAUUAUUUAUUUUCAAUUGCAGAUGUAAGUCUGCUUUCCUGCAUACUGUCAUGAAAUUCUAUGAAUUGUAAUAAACUUAUUUUUUUAGGAA